CGCAGUCGGACGACGGAGCCGACCGCCGGGCUUUGUGAUGGGCAGCUGUGCGUCGACGCCUCCACUACUCUCCGACCGCGGCGUUCUGCGCAUCAUCGGAAUGACCAGCGACGCAAGCUCCUCGCAGACGAAGGCAGUCGCCGCGAUGCUCAUGACCGCGGAAGCGGUGAGCUGGGACGGCGACCCGGUCAAGACCGGCUCCUUCACGGCCGGCGCGGCCUCUUUCGUGGCCGCCCACUGCAAUACGGCCAGUGCGGUUCUCCCGGCGACGACGCCUGGCUCCGAUGGGACCUACACCCAAUCCGGAGAUCUCGCCAUCGGUUGCGUGCCAAAAGCCAAAGCCGUCUCGCAGGCGGCGGGCUUUGACGAGGCGGGGCUGCUUCUGGACGCGAGGCUGGGUGCCAAGUGGGCGGAGACGUUCGGCGACAGCGCGCAGUACGUGAAGCUCGCCGCGGCCAACCUGGCAGCCACGCCCGGCAUCCGCAGGGUCGCUUGGCAGCUCGACGAGGACCGGGCGCCAGAGGAGUACGCGGAUUGGGUCUCGCUCGCCGAAUACAAGGCGUUCGCCGGCUACGCAGGCUCCCCUCCCUACGUCGUGCUCGGAGCAAGAGGGGUGCCGCUCAGCCAAUCGGAGCUCGAGCGGCAGCCCUGGUACGCGAUCACGCCCGAGCAGCUCGGCUGGGCGUGAGGCUGCUGCCGUGAGCGGGGGGGAACCGUCGUACCAGGACGCGGAUUAUUUUUAUUAACAGAAUGCAUGCCUCG
This is a messenger RNA of Emiliania huxleyi CCMP1516, 762 nucleotides long. RefSeq lists its product as hypothetical. NCBI's taxonomy places the organism in Eukaryota, Haptophyta, Isochrysidales, Noelaerhabdaceae. The record is from RefSeq and is a predicted model, not a curated record. The transcript has 2 exons. The coding region runs from base 38 to 688 and encodes 216 amino acids.